Messenger RNA from Geodia barretti, 1005 nucleotides. Lineage: Eukaryota; Metazoa; Porifera; Demospongiae; Tetractinellida; Geodiidae. The record is from the annotation of a GenBank genome assembly.
GGUGGAGAAAAUAGAUACGAGCUCAGCAAACCAGUGGUUCUUCCUGUCCGACGUUCGGAUUACAGCGAAAACCCCGUCAAUAAGCUGACCCGCCUUGUUCGCGGGCGUGGCUCCGCCGCCGAGGAUUGCCUGCGCGGCCCUCUGGGUAAUGAAGGCUUUCUCCACGAGGCAGUUUGAAAACCACUGUAGAUUGUCUCCGACCGUCACUGUGUCAGUGAGGGAGGUAAGAUUGGUACGAAGCGCAGUGAUCUCCGGGGGCUCGCCGUAGUCGGCCAUCUUUCAAGGGGGCGGGUCUCGUACACGAGCAUGUUAAUAGCCACGCCUAAUCGGACUUUGACCUGAUCGCACACUAGACUCUGCAUGGCGUAUCCAGAGCACUUUCGAGGUUGGCUGCUGAAGUGGACCAACUAUAUCAAGGGCUACCAGAAGAGAUGGUUCGUCCUCUCCAAUGGACUCCUCUCCUACUACAGAUUCUCAUUGCAAAAAAAGCAAAAUGCAGGUGUACUAUCUCCGUGCUAGUAGUGAGGUGGAGAGACGGAGAUGGGUGACUGCUCUCACACUCGCCAAAGCCAAGGCCGUCCAAGACCUGGAAUCUGAGAGUGAUGGGGAGGGGGAGAUGGUGGUGGUGAGAGAGGCGGGAGGAGGAGAGGGAGGGAGAGACGAGGGGAUGACACAGCUGAGGAAGAAGAUGAAGGAACUGAGUUCAGCCCAUGAUGUAAUCGUCAGGAACAGGUGAUUCAAAUUGCUACUUUUCUCUCCCUCAAAUGCAGGGGAAGUUUCCAAAAUUUAAUGGGAGCCUAGAAUACCACACAAGCAGGAAGUUUAAAGUGGUUGGGGAUUCUGUGUUCAUUUAAAAGUUCCAGUAAUUUUGAUGCAGUUUCUUUAACCUGACUUCAAAUGGAUUUUUGUCUCACAGUACAAGAGAGAGCCAGAGACAGCAGUGUGGGUGGUGAGGAGGGGGACUCACAGACAGACAGGGACCUUCAGACUAGCCAGAUAUGCUCU